AUGACAAUUAAAUCCAAAUUCACUCAUUUAACUAAAGAAGAACCCGAUCCAAUUAUUAAAACAUUAACUCAAUAUCAACAAGAUCAAUCACCUAAUAAACUUGAUGUUAGUAUUGGGAUUUAUAAAUCAUCUGAUGGAUCAUUAUAUACAUUCCCAUCAAUAAAUCAAGCUAAAGAAAUUUAUCAUAAUGAAAAAAAUUAUGGUCAUAAUUAUACUACUAUGAGUGGUAUUAAAGAAUUUAUUAAUGGAUCAAAACAAUUAUUAUUUGGUGAAAUUUAUAAAAAAAAUAUUGCUUCUAUUCAAACUAUUGCUGGUACAGGAGCUAUUCAUAUGGGAUUAUUAUUUUUUAAAGAAGCAGGAUAUAAAAAUUUUUAUGUAGGUUUACCAACAUGGCUGAAUUAUAUUCCAAUGAUUAAACAAAUUAAUGGGGAAAUUAAUACUUAUGAAUAUUAUAAUAAUAAUAAUGAUAAUGAUGGAGGAAUCAAUUUUAAUGAAAUUAAACAAACAUUAGAAAAAGCUCCAAAAAAUUCAGUAUUUAUAUUUCAAACAUGUUGUCAUAAUCCAACUGGAGCAGAUUUUAAUCAACAACAAUGGAUUGAAAUUAUUAAAUUAAUUAAACAAUAUGAUCAUUUAAUAUUAAUGGAUACAGCAUAUUUAGGAUUUUCUAGUGGUGAUUUAAUUAAAGAUUCUUGGAUACUUAGAUAUAUGUAUGAUAAUCAAAUUGAAUUUGUUGUUGCUCAAUCAUUUCUGAAAAAUAUGGGAUUAUAUGGUGAAAGAUUAGGUGCUUUACAUGUUAUAAUUCAAGAUGAAAAUUAUAUUGAUCAUAUUCAAUCUACUUUAAUAAAUAAUUUCCGUCAAGAAUGUUCAUUUGCUCCUUCAUUUCCAGCAAGAUUAGCACAAAUUAUUUUUGAAAAUGAAAAAUUAUAUUUACAAUGGAUUAAAGAAAUUAAUCAAGUUACAAAAAGAUUAAAAAAUUUACGUCAAUUAAUUUAUAAAAAUUUAAUUAAUUUAAAAACUCCAGGUAAUUGGCAAACCGUGAUUCAACAAAAUGGAUUAUUUUGGUAUAGUGGAUUAACUCCUCAACAAAAUCAAAGAUUAAUUUCUCAUCAUAAUGUUUAUUCAACUAGUAUUGGAAGAGUUAAUAUUGCUGGUUUAAAUGAACAAAAUGUCGAAUAUUUUUGUAAAGCAAUUGAUGAAGUGGUUAGAUAUAAUUAUGAUUAA
Messenger RNA from Candida dubliniensis CD36, 1221 nucleotides. RefSeq names its product Aat22p (gene AAT22). The record is from RefSeq and is a predicted model, not a curated record. Gene Ontology annotation, molecular function: pyridoxal phosphate binding; L-aspartate:2-oxoglutarate transaminase activity. Bases 1 to 1221 code for a protein of 406 amino acids. Gene Ontology annotation, biological process: L-aspartate biosynthetic process. Gene Ontology annotation, cellular component: cytosol. Lineage: Eukaryota; Fungi; Ascomycota; Pichiomycetes; Serinales; Debaryomycetaceae. The transcript has a single exon.